Messenger RNA from Salvia miltiorrhiza (redroot sage), 402 nucleotides. RefSeq lists its product as uncharacterized. The record is from RefSeq and is a predicted model, not a curated record. The transcript has 2 exons. The coding region runs from base 1 to 402 and encodes 133 amino acids. NCBI's taxonomy places the organism in Eukaryota, Viridiplantae, Streptophyta, Magnoliopsida, Lamiales, Lamiaceae.
AUGUAUGAUCACAAUGGAGCUGAUACAUUUGUGGUGAAUGGGUAUCGUUUGAAGCCUUACCAUGAACAACUUGCUGAAGUAGAAAAAGAGAAGGAGGAGUGCCACCUUCUCGAUCCUACGGAGAAAAAGGGGCGGGAGGAUGUCCCCGCUGUAGAUGAACAGGAGGUUGAGAAAGAAGCCUCAGAAGAAAUGGUCGAGGCACCGAAGAAGCAAGCCGAGGAAGAACAGCCUGAACUCACCACCCCGCCAGCAAAGAAACCCAAGAAGGCCCUGAAGAAACCAACUCCCGUUCGAUCUUCUGCUAAAGAGCGGGAAAUCACUCUGGUACCCCCUUCACCAUCGGAACCUGCGCCAUCUUUGGAGGAAGAAAAGACGGCAUCAGGAUCUGAGGAAGACGAAUAA